Messenger RNA from Branchiostoma floridae (Florida lancelet), 1961 nucleotides. Its product is annotated as periodic tryptophan protein 1 homolog. The transcript has 15 exons. The coding region runs from base 127 to 1563 and encodes 478 amino acids. The record is from RefSeq and is a predicted model, not a curated record. NCBI's taxonomy places the organism in Eukaryota, Metazoa, Chordata, Leptocardii, Amphioxiformes, Branchiostomatidae. Gene Ontology annotation, molecular function: protein binding. Gene Ontology annotation, biological process: rRNA processing. Gene Ontology annotation, cellular component: nucleus.
UUAUUGCAACGUUGGUGUGAGACCGCACUCAAGCUAUUUCGUCGUCUGUCCACGUGAGGGACGGGCUCACACGUGUAAAUUUACGGAUUGAUACCCUGUACAUACCUGCGAUCAAGACAGGCAACGAUGACCAGCAGUGUGGUGACUUGUCUGGCCUGGGUGCCGAGAGGUGUGGCUAAGGCUGUGCCGGACAAGGUCCAGGUAGAUAAGGAGGAGUUACAGCGUCUGAUAAAGGAGACAUCCAACAGCCUGAAGGAGCUGGAGGAUGAGGAGAAGGAGGAGCAGGAUGUGGAGGAUGUUGAGAUGGAGGGCGGGGCCACGGGAGGGGAGGAUGCAGAGGAUGACCUGGCAGAGUUUAACUUAGACAACUAUGAUGAUGAUCCUGCGGGAAGUCUGAUUGGUAACCUGGCCAGUCUGACGGUGUACGCCAGCAAUGAUGACGACCCUUACAUCACUGUAAAGGAAGAUGCGGAGCUAGAAGAAGAGGAGAGAGAAGAUUUCACCAUCAAGUCUUCAGACAACCUGGUGAUAGUGGGGAGGGCAGAGGAAGACUGCAGCAUUCUGGAGGUCUACAUUUACAAUGAGGAUGAGAAGGUCCAGUAUGUCCACCAUGACCUCAUCCUUCCUGCCUUCCCAUUGGCUCUGGAGUGGAUGAACUUUGACCCUGGGGAGGACAAACCAGGUAAUCUAGUAGCGGUGGGUAGUGUGACUCCAGGUAUCGACAUCUGGGACCUGGAUGUGGUGGACAGUCUGGAACCAGUCGUCACGUUAGGCUCUCACAAGAAAAAGCCCAGCAAAAAGAAGAAAAAGGUUUCAGCCCCACCCAGAGUUGGUCACACAGAUGCAGUCCUGGACCUGUCCUGGAACAGACUAGUUAGGAAUAUUUUAGCCAGUGCAUCUGCAGAUCGCACAGUUGCAUUGUGGGAUCUGUCCCAGGGAAAACCUGUUACAACGUUAUCCCAGCAUAAAGACAAGGUACAGACAUUGGAAUGGCACCCGUUUGAGGCACAGUCACUUCUUUCUGGGGGAUUUGACAAACACGCCAUCCUGUAUGACUGUCGGAGUCCAAAGGACAGUCACAAGUCCUGGGUUCUGAGUGGGGAGGUGGAGAGGGUCAUGUGGAACCACUUCUCUCCCUUCCACUUCCUGGCGAGCACAGACGAUGGUUUUGUUUAUAACGUUGACAUCAGGACAGACAAGCCUGUUUUUACAUUAAGUGCCCAUCCACAAGCGGUAACAGGCCUGUCCCUCAGCAGUGCUGUACCAGGCUGUCUGGUGACAACAUCAAGUGACAAGACACUGAAAGUCUGGGACAUCCAGGACAACAAGCCUGCUCUCAUGUUUCAGAAGGAGAUGAAAAUGGGUGGUCUGACGUGCGCCCGAAGCUGCCCGGACUCCCCGUUCCUGUUUGCCAUGGGAGGAGAGAAGGACAGUCUGAGGGUGUGGAGUGUCAUGGACAGUGGGAACACAGCAGUGCAAACAAGAUUUGAAGGCAGACCCAGACCACAGCUCCCCACCCAAACACCAUCAGAGAUGACUUCAGCUGACCAGCCAGAAAUGUAAAUUAAUCUGAAGGAUGCCACAAGCAGUGCUGAUCACAAUGUUGACAUAAAAAGGAGGGCAGAUCAACUAAUCGUCAAUGCAACAUGCAUUUUGUUGUGCUAUCCUAGACCUGCCACUUUUUGCCACUCACUGCCAAAGCUUGCACAUGAUUCUUUGGUUUUGGACAGAUGCAGUUGGGUAUGUCCAACUUUUAGAAGAUGAAAAUCUUCUAUAGAGUCGAUUCGGAGUCACCGAGAGGGCUUUGAAAUAGUAUUUGUAGUAAGUUUGAACUAUUCUAAGUAAAAGAAUAUUUCAGCCACUGAAGUUCUAAACUGUUCAAACAAUUGAAAAUGAAAGUUUGGACAUGUUUGAACCUAUCUAUUUAUGUUGGAAACAUUCGGAAAUUAAUUAAUAUGGUA